AGCCUCGCCAUCUCAAAACCCUCGCCUUCAGAGCCUGAGGUCUUCGACCGAAUGGCACUGAUCUCGGAGGCGGAUCAGAUCUUCAACGCGCUGGACAAGGAUCACGAUGGCGUGCUCACGCGGGAGGAGUUUGAGCAGGCGAUGAGGAUGAAGUUCAUGAAGCAGUCUCAAGCCCACCAGGUGCGCAGCGUCAUGGGCGACUAUGCCUCGGAGCCUGUCGCGCCUCAGCCCGGACAGGCGGGAUGGCAGAUGCAAAUGGUUUCACCGGCGCCAACGAACCCCAAUCUGCAGCCGGUGAUGUUGCCUCCUGUAAAGCUGCCACCGGCUGUCAUGACAGCCGCCGAAUUUUACGGCUAUGGCCCUGGCGGUAACGGCGGCUGCAGCGGCAACGGCGGCUGUGGCGCCUACGGCGGCAACGGCUACGGUGGCAACGGCGGCUACGGUGGCUACGGCGGCAACGGCUAUGGCGGCUGUGGCGGCUACGGCGGCAACGCAUAUGGCGGCUGUGGCGGCUGUGGCUAUGGUCCUGGACCCAACAGCUACGGUGGCCCUCCUGGCCCCGGCGGUCGCUCUGGCAGCCCUGGCCCUGGUGGCAACUGUACAGGCACCGGGAACUUUGCCCCAGCAAACGUUCCGGCCAAUUUCUCGGCUGGCAAGGGCGCGAACUUCUCGCCCCCCAACAGCCCCAAGCGGAUGGCGACGCCGGGGCAGAUGCCCAUGGGACCCAUGCAGCCGUCGGGCGGCAUGCAGCCAUCGGGGGCUGGCCCCAUGCAGACACCGCCGAGGGGCCGAUCUCCGCCAAGGGGAUGCCAGACACCGCCCAUGGACCCGGCCGCCUAUCAGAUGCAGGUCUAUAGGCCGAACCCGAACAUGGCGGCGAUGGGUCCCAUGGCACCGAACAUGGCACCGAACAUGCCCCCAGGAGCCAACGAUGCCCAACACCGUGCUGGCGCCACCGCAAAACCCCAUGGAGCUCCUGUGGCGCAUGCAGCAAGCCCAGGGCAUGCGUUUGGAUGAUCUCCAGGGUGAUAUGGCGGACAUCAAGAAGAUGCUGUCCAUGUUGAUGGAGAAGGGCGGAAUCACCCCGGAGCAGAUGAAGGCUAUGCUUGCUGCGGCCGAGGUGCAGCGCAAGGGCGAGGAGGAAGCUUUGGGUGCUGGACCGGGUGGUCUUGGAGGC
Effrenium voratum is the source of this 1177-nucleotide messenger RNA. NCBI's taxonomy places the organism in Eukaryota, Dinophyceae, Suessiales, Symbiodiniaceae. The record is from the annotation of a GenBank genome assembly.